This is a messenger RNA of Porites lobata, 1610 nucleotides long. NCBI's taxonomy places the organism in Eukaryota, Metazoa, Cnidaria, Anthozoa, Scleractinia, Poritidae. The record is from the annotation of a GenBank genome assembly.
AUGGACACCACCUUUAUUAUCGACUCGUCGUUGUGUGAAAGCGACAGCAACUGGCAGCGCUUGCUGAACUUUGUGCAAACGUUGGUCAGUUACUUUAAUGUGUCACCAUCAGGAGGUCGUAUUGCUGUGAUUCCAUACGGCUCGGACGCCAAAGUGUCUCUAAAGUUCGAUACAUUAACUGGAAACCGUCUCAACGGAGAGGAAGUCAACAGGAGAGUGGGCAACCUAGCGUGUCAGGGAGGAUCCAGACGAAUCGAUAAAGCCUUGGAAUUAGCAGACAAAGACGUUUUGAUCCCCUCUGCUGGAAUGAGAGAUGUAUCACGGGUAAGAAAUAUUUUCUGAGUUACUAGACGUUUCAACUGGCAUUUGUAGUUUUUUCUCUGUAGAUUGACUCUGUUAAUGAAGACAGCUUUUGAUAAUCAAACUUGGGGAGUCGAGGGAAAUGGCCUGUGUAUUUAGAAGGGGCUUUUGACCGGAGCUUGUUGAUCUACACAAGUCCGUGACCAGAAAUAAAUAGUUAAAAUACCCUGAAAAAAAAGAACUUUGUAGCUCACACUGAACAACACCGUAACAGUGCGUAUUCAUGGACUGAAAACGUAGGUUAUUGAUUUGUUUCCUUCCAGCCUGUUUUGGUUAUCACGACUGGAAAACAAACAGCAGACGAAGGAGUGUACACGCCUCUUGAUAUAGCUUCUUCUCGUCUCCAAGACAAAGGAGCAGCCGUUUUUGUCCUUGGUAUAGGGAAAGACGUUGACCCUUCGGAACUUAAGCAAAUUGCUUCUGGACCAAAUAAUGUCUUUACCGUGGGAUCAUUCGAUGACUUGGAUACCAAAGCUAACGAGGCCAAGAAAGGCAUAUGUGUGUUAGGUAUUUGAAUCUCCUGCAUUGAUUGUCCACAUUAUCGCCCUAAUCUACAUAAAUACGCGGGAUCUGAUUUUGUUUCUGUUUUGUAGUGCCUCCAACACCAACCAUAACAGUGGGACCAACAACUCGAGGUAACUGAUUUCCGUGGUAUAUGAGGUUUGUCUGCAUUUUGUACAUAACGUUUCUGCUGAACGGGUGGUUUGCAGUUGUUGUGGAGAUAGCGCUGUAAUCCUCGUAGGCUAUCAGACGUAAAAGAAAAUCUGCAACUAGCGCAAGGCCUGUAGAGAAUGCCGCAUGGCUGGAAUGCACGAAGAACAUGCACCGUACCUUGAGUCUAAUUACAGUACUUUGUCUUUUCUGUUUCAGAAGAAAUAUGCCCAAUCCCUAUGGACACGACUUUCGUUAUUGACUCGUCUCUGUGUGAUAGUGAGAGCAAUUGGAAUCGCUUGUUGUACUUUGUGCAAACUUUGGUCAACUAUUUUAAUGUGUCACCGUCAGGAGGUCGUGUUGCGUUUGUUCCUUACGGUACUAAUGCUAGUGUAGUUCUGAAGUUUAACUCAUUAAGCGGAAUUAAUAUUAAUGGAGCAGAAGUCAAGAAACGACUUGAUGGCUUAAGAUGCCAGGGUGGUUUUAGACGAAUCGACAAAGCAUUGGAUCUUGUAGACAGGGAGGUGCUGACACCCGCUGGUGGACUGAGAGACAUUUCAAGGGUAAGUUGGAGAAGGAAGAAUAACCGCACAAAUUGA